This is a messenger RNA of Echinostoma caproni, 1311 nucleotides long. The record is from the annotation of a GenBank genome assembly. Lineage: Eukaryota; Metazoa; Platyhelminthes; Trematoda; Plagiorchiida; Echinostomatidae.
AUUUUCCCCUCGACGGCGACAGCUGCCGCCUAUUUUAACGCAUUUGCCUCUCUCAAUCCAACCGUAUCAACUUCUUCACAGUUGACCGGGGGUCCAUUGGCCUCUGUAAUCACAAGUUCAAUUGGUUACACUGAAGCAAUGGCAGCACUGGCAGCCUCCGGUCUGUAUUCAUUAUCUCCGUCGAAUGUGGCUGCGGCACAUACAAGUAAUGUUGGUUCUGUUUCCGCACACAAUAUUCCGUUCGGACAACGCAAUUCACCGAUCAAUUCCGCUCCAGAUCCGGUGAGCUUCGCCAGGGACAUAAAUAGUUCUCAAGCCAAUGCUGCAAUGGUUAAUGCGCUUGCACAGCUACAAUCAGGAGGUAUGGCAAAAGCGCUUGCCUCGGGGCAUCGACAUAAUGCAGGAACUGAUGUCACAGCUGCUUUGGAUCCUAACCUGUGCUUGGCACAGUUAGCCCAUGCAGCAAAUUCUGCCAACGCCCAGCAGUCUCAGAAGUUACAACAGCAGCAACAGCAACAGCAACAAUUGUCUUCACUGGGUGUAAUCAAUCCGCUACUGUCUCCCAUGUUAGCUGGUGCUUCAUUGGAGGGUUUGACAAUCAACACUCCGUCUACUACGACCGCCUCUGGUGCGAAUGCUGGUUCAUUGCCACCGGCACCCAUUGGUUACCGAGGUAGUAUCACCACUGGACAAUCUGCUCAACAGAUCCAAUUACAGCAACAGCAGCAGCAGCAACAACAACAACAGCAAGCUCAUCAAAAGCAACAUUUGUUAGCCAAAUACUCAAUACCAUCAGAUUUCAUGACUAAUCGGCCUGGUAUGUCAAAUCAACCUAGUGAUGCCGCUCUGCACGCAAAUGCCAUGUCUUUAGCAAACCAAGCAAAGUCUGACCGUUUAUCCGAAGCAGCUGCCCUAAUGGCUUCGAUCGGUGUCAGUAAUGCGUCGCCGGCAUUACUCAACGCUGCUGUUCUACAGGCUGGUUUGGCGUCGGUUGCAGCCGCCGCAGCAGCCGCCAAUACAACGAGUACCAGUUCCUCUGCUUCGGUGAGCGCCUCAUCCCCGGUUGCGCUCACAGCGGUGCUUGCUCCUUAUGCCACUGACCUUAGUCAGUUUAAUUAUUUGAAUACUGCUACCUUGGCUGCUGCAAUUCAGCAGCAGCAGCAACAACAACAACAGCUACAAAAGAUGAAUGCAGCGGCUAACAGUUCGGCUUCCCCACGUACUCGCGCCAGUCCGGCCGGAUCUGCAGGCUCGGCAACCUCGUCGAACGUGUCCUCACAAAUGAACGCCUCCGUUCGUCGUUUCUUUUGA